Molecule: messenger RNA, 1471 nt
Organism: Ilex paraguariensis (yerba mate)
Lineage: Eukaryota; Viridiplantae; Streptophyta; Magnoliopsida; Aquifoliales; Aquifoliaceae
Source: the annotation of a GenBank genome assembly
CUGAGUUUGAAACGUCGUCGAACGACGUCACUUGGGUUCCUACUCUCCUGCAUUUCCUUCGCUCGCAUGGUCGUUCGUUUCGCCUCCGACUAAUCUACCGUGAACACAAUGCCCGUUAAAUGGGUUUUGCACUGGCAACCGAAUGCAGGAACAACAGUGAACAGUCAAAUCCUCACAGAAGUCUCUCAGUGUGUUGAGGGCAUCAAUGGCGUCAAAGAAGGACGAUGGAAAGCUACCCUGACCUUCUAUAGACCCAUGCUUAGAGAACAAGCGAAUAUGGCGGAAUUUCCCCGUGAUUUUUUGGGGAUUUCGUUGCCGGAGCAGCCCAAUAAAUACUACUUUGUAAUUCGGGGGCAGCGGUUAGUUCUCGAGGCGGAUUUAACAAUUCAGACGAUAAUGGAAAGAUUGCAGUCUUACAAAGCGAGGGUUGCACUUAAUUUUGAGGGUUUUCAAUAUCAACUUGGUGACUUCCAGUUGAGAGUGGGGAAAGUGGUUCCAAACCACGCUGAAAGCUUGAGGGGAAUACUUAUGGAGGUGGAGUAUCUUCCCAUAUCUUCGUGGGACAAAUCCCACCAAAUCAUGGAAGAAUUCUUUGACAUAUGGCAAGAAGCCCUGUCAAAAAGAUCAUUGCCUGGUCAUUUCGUGCAUAUAGAACCAAGCUUUGGAGAGUUUGGUCUCUCAGAACAAUACACUUCACAGCACACUGCCAUUCAGUAUGCUAGUAUUGUGGCUCAAAUGAUAGCAACAGCUCAAUCGGCACAAUCAGUGAGAAAUUAGAUAUGAGGGGUGUCGAUUCCACAUGUUGUUAUGCUUGUAUGUGUUCACUAAGGGUAGUGUUGCUAAAACCACCCUCUUUUUGGUGCAAACCUUGUAAUGCAAAAUACUCUAUUCUUGGUGAAAAGCAUGAAUAGAAAUGGUAACAUACUAGUGCCUUCUAUUUAACACUGUUUUUUUCAUUUAUAUUGUUUGCAUCAUUUUAAGAUCUGCUAAAAACUAACCAAUCUGCCAUGGAUUGCCCUACUGGUUGCGCAAUGCAUACUCAUUUUGGGUGGGGCUGAGCACCAUCAAACUUAACCGUAGAGAACUUAAUUCUGAAAAUUUGUUGUCACCCCGAAGAGGGGAUAAUCUUGGAACCCAACUGCUGGGCCAUUCUUUGUCUUGAUGAUUUGAAUUUCAUUCAUUCGAUUUGUGUGAUAAUGGGAUUUAUAACUUGUGUUGUAUCCAUUGCUAACAUGUUGGUCUUGGCCAACUAUAGGUCUUUUAGUUUCUUAUUUUAAGAACAAUCCAUUUGAUCCAAUAAUGGGAAGCUCUUGUAAUAUAAUUGUUCAUGCUGCUUGAUCAUGUAUUUAUCUGAUGGUGGAUUGGAGGUCUACAUCACUAUCCGUUCUGUUUGAUUUUGUGAUAUGAUUCUUGAUUUGUUCAGUGAUAAAUCUUUUCUUUGAAUCAGGAUGUAACCAGAUCACUCAUUCUG